Molecule: messenger RNA, 520 nt
Organism: Rubroshorea leprosula
Lineage: Eukaryota; Viridiplantae; Streptophyta; Magnoliopsida; Malvales; Dipterocarpaceae
Source: the annotation of a GenBank genome assembly
AGCUUAUAAGGAAAAUAAUCCUGAUUGAUUUGUCUAUGCAGGUAAUGUAUUGUAGGAUUAAGGAUGCAUUGAUACAGAUGAGUAAAGGUGUACUAAAGGAACCUAUUGCAGUUCUAGUUCCUGUCUUGUUUGGUGAUAGACCUCCAACAUUGUUAAAGAAAGAUGUUACAUUCACCCCUUUCUACUCCAUCCUUGAUCACUCUCAGCCUGAGAUAGGACCAAUGGGGAAAACACUUCUUGAGUUUCAUCCACAUAAAGAGAUGUUCUUCCUACUCACAAGAUACAUGAUUGAUCUACUUCAGAUAUGACAUGGAUUAAAAGAAAGAUGAAGACAAUACACUAAACGAAGGUGAAGCUGAGAUUGAUUUUUCACAUACAAAGAGACUAGACUUAAAAUGGAGUCCAUUGUAACGAUUACAUUACCCUAUAUGCUACCCAGGUACCAAACAGUGAACUGUGCUCUAGUUAAUUGUCUAGUUUAUAUACUUUGUAACUUGCUUAAUAAAGGGAGGACCAAAAU